AUGGCCUCCAUUUCUGCAACUCCUCUUCAUUUUCUCUUAAUCUUUUCCGUUCUCUCAAUCUCAUCUUCCACCAUCUUCUCUGCAACAGUGGUAGAAGACCUUAACAACUUGCACCCUCCUCCAGACUUCAACACAACAAUUGCAAACAACUGCAAGAACAAUCCAUCUCUUAGAUACUGCAAUAAUCUCACCCCCUUGAGCCUCCCUGAGAUCUUCAAGUUCACCGUUGUUGCAAGCCAUCUGUGCAAUGAGUCGAAAAACCCUAACUGUGUGGAGUCAUUCCCCAACAUAAACCUCAAAAACCGUCCCAAAAUCGUCCCACUGUAUUUAUCUUUCGACUUCUUCUGGAAGUACUGCCCCUUGACCAUCAUGUCAAUCAACCUUGCCAACAACUCUUUGAAGGGCUACUUCCCUUCUGAUAUCUUUCAUUGUUCCCAAAUCCAGUCUCUUGACUUGAGCCACAAUGACCUUUCUGGGGAUCUCCCAAUUCAGAACUUCUCUGUUCUCACCAACCUAACCUUCCUUAACUUGUCAUACAAUCACUUCUCAGAGAGUAAAAUCUCCAAUACCCAGUUCUUCAAACGGUUCAAUUCUUCGAGUUUUGUUCAUUCCGGCCUCGUCCCAGAUCAUGGAACGUUCAGGAUCAAGGCUUUACUAGCGUUCAUUGGUUUUCCAAUCUUUGCGAUUUUGGUGGUGGUCUGUUUGUGCUGGCUUUGCUUCCAGCGUCCAGAUUUUCUACCUGGUGUCUUUGGCAGAAAACAAAAGUUUACACCGUCAAUACUGAAGGCUGCAACAGAUGGGUUUUCAAAAAGGAAUCUGGUGGCCAAGGGCAAGGGAGUUCAUAUUUAUAAAGGGCUGUUGAGGGAUGGAAGUGAAGUGAGAGUAGAGAUCUAUCCUAUGGAUAACUUAUCAUCAAGAAAAGACCGGCAAAUUUUCAUUGCAGAAUGCAGGAUUCUUGUUCAGCUAUGGCACAAGAACUUGGUUCAAGUGUUGGGUUGGUGCGAUAAUCGACGAUUGAGGGCCAUAGUUACAGAAUGGAUUGAUGGAGAGGAUAUUGAAAUGUGGCUGUCAAGGUCAGCUCCAACAUGGAAGCAGAGAGUCAAAGCCUUGAAGGGUAUAGUGGAAGGCAUGUGUUACCUGCAUGAAGAAUGGCCUGAAGUUGGAUAUGAUCUGAAGACAAGUAGCAUACUGUUAUCAGAUGAUCGAGAGCCCUUGAUUUCAAGAUUCAAAGUGAAAGAUCGAACCAGAUGCUCUCAGAAGGUUUACAAGUUGGGAGUGUUGCUAUUGGAGAUGGUAACCAACAGAAGGCCCAGAGAAGAGUUUGAGAGGGGAGAAGCUGGUUUGCUUGAGUGGGCGAGAAUGCAUUUCCCUGAGAAAGUGCUGGAAUUGAUUGACAAGAGAAUGAAGAAGACGGACCUUGUUCUUGAUCAAGCUACACACCAGGAUUGGUUCAGAUCUCUGACAUGA
This is a messenger RNA of Diospyros lotus (date-plum), 1467 nucleotides long. RefSeq names its product brassinosteroid LRR receptor kinase. Gene Ontology annotation, molecular function: protein binding; ATP binding; protein kinase activity. Bases 1 to 1467 code for a protein of 488 amino acids. Lineage: Eukaryota; Viridiplantae; Streptophyta; Magnoliopsida; Ericales; Ebenaceae. The transcript is spliced from 3 exons. Gene Ontology annotation, biological process: protein phosphorylation. The record is from RefSeq and is a predicted model, not a curated record.